This is a messenger RNA of Hirsutella rhossiliensis, 1962 nucleotides long. RefSeq names its product nucleolar GTP-binding protein. Bases 1 to 1962 code for a protein of 653 amino acids. Gene Ontology annotation, cellular component: nucleolus. Lineage: Eukaryota; Fungi; Ascomycota; Sordariomycetes; Hypocreales; Ophiocordycipitaceae. Gene Ontology annotation, molecular function: GTPase activity; RNA binding; GTP binding. The transcript is spliced from 4 exons. The record is from RefSeq and is a predicted model, not a curated record. Gene Ontology annotation, biological process: ribosomal large subunit biogenesis.
AUGAAGACUACGUGGAAGGAUAUCCCGCCGGUGCCGACGCAGCAGGAGUUCCUGGACAUUGUCCUGAGCAGGACCCAGCGCAAGCUUCCGACUCAGAUCCGCGCGGGCUUCAAAAUCAGCAGAAUCAGAGCAUUUUACACGAGAAAGGUCAAGUUCACACAAGAGACCUUUUCGGACAAGUUUGGCGCAAUCCUCGAGGGCUUUCCUCGCCUUCAGGACAUACAUCCUUUCCACAAGGAUCUGCUCAACACCCUCUACGAUGCCGACCAUUUCCGCAUUGCUCUCGGCCAGCUCUCGACGGCCAAGCAUCUCGUCGAAACAAUCUCACGUGACUAUGUCCGUCUGCUCAAGUACGGCCAGUCCCUCUUCCAAUGCAAGCAGCUCAAGAAGGCUGCCCUGGGCCGCAUGGCCACCUUGGUCAAGCGCUUGAAGGACCCGCUUCUCUACCUCGACCAGGUCCGCCAGCAUCUUGGCCGUCUGCCGUCCAUUGACCCCAACACCCGCACGCUGCUCAUCUGCGGAUACCCCAACGUGGGCAAGUCGAGCUUCUUGCGCAGCAUCACCCGGGCCGAUGUCGAUGUCCAGCCCUAUGCCUUCACCACCAAGAGUCUGUUUGUGGGUCACUUCGACUACAAGUACCUGCGCUUCCAGGCGAUCGAUACUCCCGGUAUCCUGGACCACCCGCUGGAGGAGAUGAACACGAUUGAGAUGCAAAGUAUCACUGCAAUCGCUCACUUGCGCUCUGCCAUACUUUACUUCAUGGACCUGUCUGAGCAGUGCGGCUACUCUGUCCAAGCCCAGAUCCAGCUCUUCAGGAGCAUCAAGCCCCUGUUUUCGAACAAGCUUGUCUUCCUCGUCAUCAACAAAAUCGAUGUCGCUCGGCCUGAAGAUCUCAGUGCCGACGUGCAGGCCGAACUACAAUCUCUGCUCAAGUCUGGCGAGGUCGAGAUGCUCCAGCUGUCCUGCAACACGCAAGAGGGCGUGCAAGACGUCAAGAAUGCGGCUUGCGAUCGCCUCAUUGCAGAUCGGGUCAAUCAGAAACUGAAAGCGGGCACCACAAACAACGGUGCUAUAGGCGGACGCCUGGCGGAUGUCAUGGCUCGCAUCCACGUGGCUCAGCCCAUGGGCGGGCAAACACUCGAGACAUUCAUUCCCGAGGCCGUCAAGAACAUGUCCAAGUACGACAAGAAUGACCCCGAGCGCCGGAAACUGGCACGGGAUGUCGAGGUUGAGCACGGCGGCGCGGGCGUUUACAAUGUCGACAUGCGCGCCGACUACCUCCUCGAAAACCCCGAAUGGAAGUACGACAAGAUCCCCGAGAUCUUUGACGGAAAGAACGUUUACGACUUUGUCGACCCCGACAUUGAGGCCAAGUUGCAGGAGUUGGAAGAGGAGGAGGAGAAGCUGGAGCAAGAGGGCUACUACGAUUCUGAUGAGGAAAUCGACGACGACGACGAGGCCGACGUUUUGCGAAAGGCCGAGCUGAUUCGCGAGAAGCAGCAGCUGAUUCGCAACGAGGCGCACAUGAAGAAGAGGUUGAAGAACCAGGCCAUCAUACCCCGCAAAGCAAUGAAGAAGCCGUUCUCAGAGCUUGAAGAUGCGCUCGAUCAGCUGGGCGUCGACACAACCAACUUGGCUGAGAGGGCCCAGCCAAAGGCCCGCACCCGCGGCCGCUCCAUGUCCAGGAGCCGUCUCGGCACCGAGGAUGCCGACACCAUGGAUGUGGACAAGACUGCUCGGGACCGCAUGCGCUCGCGGAGCAGAGCCCCGACCACCAACCGCAGGGAUGACGGUGUGCAGAACGACGGGUUGCGGACAAAGGCCGAACGGCUAGCCAAGUUGAACCAGAAGAAGAUGAACAGGAUGGCGAGGCAAGGAGAGGCAGACAGGCACACCACGGCCUCCAUCGCCAAGCACUUGUUUUCUGGCAAGCGCGGCAUGGGCAAGACGACGCGACGAUAA